Andrographis paniculata is the source of this 605-nucleotide messenger RNA. RefSeq names its product 40S ribosomal protein S27-2-like. Lineage: Eukaryota; Viridiplantae; Streptophyta; Magnoliopsida; Lamiales; Acanthaceae. Gene Ontology annotation, molecular function: structural constituent of ribosome; RNA binding. Bases 14 to 379 code for a protein of 121 amino acids. Gene Ontology annotation, cellular component: cytosolic small ribosomal subunit; ribosome. The transcript is spliced from 4 exons. Gene Ontology annotation, biological process: ribosomal small subunit assembly; translation. The record is from RefSeq and is a predicted model, not a curated record.
UACAGGAAUAUACAUGUACUAUCGCCAAAACCCUAGGAGCACUUCUCUUGCAUUCUCUGAGUUUCUUGUCGCUUGCCUCUUUUCAGCCGCUGCCGCCUCCGUUGCGCUCCGAAUCAAAAUGGUCCUUUCAAACGAUUACGAUUUGCUCAACCCACCGGCGGAGCUUGAAAAGAGGAAGCACAAGCUCAAGCGUCUCGUUCAAUCCCCGAAUUCUUUCUUCAUGGAUGUCAAGUGCCAAGGCUGCUUUAACAUAACAACUGUAUUUAGCCAUUCUCAGACGGUGGUGGUGUGCGGAAAUUGUCAGACAGUGCUUUGCCAACCUACAGGUGGGCGCGCCAGACUUACAGAGGGCUGCUCCUUCAGGAGAAAGGGUGAUUAAAUCUAAUGUUGCUUGAUUAUAUAUAUACUCUCCUUGCAUUCAUGGUAUAAUGAAUUACUAGUAAUUGAAUUCACAAGAAUGUGAGAAAGUAUAUAUAUUUUUUUCUAAUUCUUUAUCUUGGAUGCAUGUAUCAAUUCGAAUUGGUCGUAAUUAACAGUUUUUGCUUUAGAAUAUGACAUUGUUAUUUAAACCCUUUGGUUUUGGGGUGUGAUGGAUGCUUCUCCUC